GUUCCAUUAAUUCACAUUGUGGGGCCAUGUUUAGUCUCUCCAAUACAUAAUUCAGUCUCCUUUUCAUCUAUUUCUGGAUCCGCCACUGCUUACGUGCUCUCGUAGCCACGCGUUGAUAGGAAGACAAGUAAAGCGAAGACCUUGCCAUGCAUUAAGCAAUACGGCGGCUAAGCAGUUGUCUUAUUGGGAGCCUCCCAUGCCACGAGCCCGCAAUCGCAGAGACGCGGACGCCCACGAAACGAAAUUCGCAAUGGGUGUCCUCUUCCUGAUCGCCUGCCUUCUCGUUCCGGCCGCCAUUUACCUCCUCCCAGCCAACAACAACACACCACCAUGGGAGCCCAUCACCUGCACGGGCGGCAACGCCAACGGCGAGUCAAACUGCACCGUCACCAACUCGUACGGCUCCUUCCCGGACCGCACAGUCUGCCGGGCGGCGGCGGCCGUCUACCCACAGACCGAGAAGGAGCUGGUCGCCGCCGUGGCGGCGGUUGCCGCGGCUAAGGGGAAAGCGAAGGUCGCCACGAGGCACUCCCACAGCUUCACCAAGCUCGCGUGCCCCGGCGGCCGCGAUGGCACCGUCAUAAGCACCCGGUGGCUCAAUCGGACGGUGCGCGUCGACGUCGGCAGACGGCUCCUGACGGUGGAGGGCGGCAUGGUCCUCAGGGACCUCGUCCGUGUCGCCGCGGAGGCAGGGCUCGCGCUGCCGCACUCGCCGUACUGGAGCGGGCUCACCGUCGGGGGCCUCCUGGCCACCGGCGCCCACGGGAGCUCGCUGUGGGGGAAAGGGAGCGCCGUGCAUGAGUACGUGGUCGGGAUGAGGAUCGUGACGCCGGCGCCGGCGAGCCAGGGGUUCGCCGUGGUGAGGGAGCUCGGCGCAGACCACCCUGACCUGGAUGCCACCAAGGUCUCCCUCGGUGUGCUGGGAGUCAUCUCUCAGGUGACCCUUGCGUUACAGCCUAUGUUCAAGCGUUCGGUCACGUUCGUGACACGCGACGACUCGGACAUGGCGGAGACUGUGUCCGUCUGGGGUCACCUCCACGAGUUCGGCGACAUGACAUGGCUGCCCUACCAGCGCAAGGUCGUGUACCGCCAGGAUGACCGCGUUGACGUCGCCACCGGAGGAGAUGGCCACAAUGACUUCCUCGGCUUCCGAUUCUACUCCAAGCCUGGCGUUAUGGCCGCCAGGCUCCUAGACACGUGGCUGGAAGAGAAGGAUGUUGACACUGCCCGGUGUCUGAUGGCACGGUUGCCGAUGUGGAAAGUGCAGAGGGAGGCCUACGGCUUCUCUAACGACGGCGUCUCCUUCACGGGGUACCCAGUGGUGGGGUUCCAGCACCGCAUACAGGCCUCUGGCUCGUGCCUGGACGACGGCGGCGGUGGUUUGCUGCUGUCAGCGUGCACAUGGGACCCGCGCCUCCGAGGCGGGCUGUUCUACAGCUCCGGCUUCAGCGUGGGUCUAUCCAAGGUGGCAGCGUUCGUCGCCGACGUGCAGAGGCUCCGCGACAUCAACCCGCGGGCCUUCUGCGGGCUCGAGGGCAAGCUGGGCGUGUUCAUGCGGUACGUGAAGGCCUCGUCGGCGUUCCUAGGCAAGCCCGAGGACUCGGUGGACUUGGACAUCGUCUACUACCGGAGCCACGUGGAGGGCACGCUGCGCAGGCACGCCGACGUGGUCGACGAGAUGGAGCAGAUGGCGCUGCACAAGUACGGUGCCAUCCCACACUGGGGCAAGAACCGGAACUUCGCCUUUGACGGCGCCAUCGACAAGUACCCUAGGGCACACGAGUUCUUGAGGGUGAAGAACACGUACGACCCGGACGGGAUCUUCUCCAGCGAGUGGAGUGACCAGGUGCUUGGCGUCAAGGGCAGCCCCAGCAUCGUCAGGGAUGGCUGCGCCAUUGAAGGUCUGUGCGUUUGCUCCGGCGACUCGCACUGCAUGCCGGAUAAGGGCUAUUUCUGCCGGCCUGGUAAGGUUUACAAGGAGGCCAGGGUCUGCGUACGUGUUUGAUGGGGACGGACAAUCUACAGCUGUCUCUAGGUAUCGAUGUCAUACCUUACACCUGUGUCAUAAUUGCUAAUUAAGUGCUUUCUAGCUCUCUUCUAAAUUAGAAAGAUAUUCUGGCUUUUUUUUAUUAUGUAGCUAGUAGACAUGGUGCAUAAUAGUUAAUAAAUAAUAAAACAUAAAACAUGUUGCAAUUUAAA
This is a messenger RNA of Zea mays, 2199 nucleotides long. Its product is annotated as putative L-gulonolactone oxidase 6. The record is from RefSeq and is a predicted model, not a curated record. Bases 197 to 2005 code for a protein of 602 amino acids. Gene Ontology annotation, cellular component: membrane. NCBI's taxonomy places the organism in Eukaryota, Viridiplantae, Streptophyta, Magnoliopsida, Poales, Poaceae. The transcript has 3 exons. Gene Ontology annotation, molecular function: D-arabinono-1,4-lactone oxidase activity; FAD binding.